AGAGGAUGUGACUGCAAAGCCAGGAAGCUGCAGGGAAAGUUCUGAUUAAAACACACACACAAACAAAAGGCAGGUCCUCACUGCACUUGGCGAUGCGUUCUGAGGCUGCGGUGCUGCGGGCCGGGCCUGCGGCCCAGCUGAGCAGAGGGCUGGCUCCCAAGCACGCUUCAGUGACCUCAGUGACUGACGUUCCCCCCCAGGAGGAGAGAGCUGGAACCAGCGGCCUCUGACCCCUCCUGGUGCCCUGACUGACCAGCCACAGAGACAGAGAGCUCCUGGGGGACCCGUCUGCUCAGCCAAGGAGCCCCGAGGAGCCAGGGGGUGGCACCAGUGCCCGGCCUGCCCUGAGAAGGCCCCAGCCAGACCAUGGCAGGUGUCUGUGACAGGGUGCCCAACUUCCUCUCCCCAUCUGGAAACCAGGCCCUGGAGCCCGCCCUGGGCAGUGUGGUCACUCUGAACUGCACAGCCUGGGUGGUCUCUGGGAUCCACUGUCCGCUGCCCUCAGUCCAGUGGCUGAAAGACGGGCUGCCGCUGGGCAAUGGAAGCCACUAUAGCCUCAGUGAAGACUCCUGGGUCAAGGCCAACUUGUCAGAGAUAUUUGUGUCCAGUGUUCUGGGGGUCAACCUGACCAGUGCUGAGGACUAUGGGGUCUUUACCUGCUCCGUCCGGAAUGUCAGCUCCUCCUCCUUCACUCUUUGGAGAGCUGGCCCAGCUGGCCACGUGGCCGCGGUGCUGGCCUCACUCCUGGUCCUGCUGGUCCUGCUUCUGGGGGCCCUGCUCUAUGUGAAGUGUCGACUCAACGUGCUGCUCUGGUACCAAGACACCUACGGGGAGGUGGAGAUGAACGACGGGAAACUCUACGACGCCUACGUCUCCUACAGCGACAGCCCUGAGGACCGGAAGUUCGUAAACUUCAUCCUGAAGCCGCAGCUAGAGCGGCGUCGGGGCUACAAGCUCUUCCUGGAUGACCGCGACCUCCUGCCACGCGCAGAGCCCUCCGCGGAUCUCCUGGUGAACCUGAGCCGCUGCCGGCGCCUCAUCGUGGUGCUGUCGGAAGCAUUUCUGGGCCGGGCUUGGUGCAGCCACAGCUUCCGGGAGGGCCUGUGCCGGCUGCUGGAGCUCACACGCAGACCCAUCUUCAUCACCUUCGAGGGCCAGAGGCGAGACCCCGUGCACCCCGCGCUCCGCCUGCUUCGCCAGCACCGCCACCUGGUGACCCUGCUGCUCUGGAAGCCCGGCUCUGUGGCACCUUCUUCAGAUUUUUGGAAAGAGCUGCAGCUGGCACUGCCACGAAAGGUGCGGUAUAGAGCAAUGGAGGGAGACCCCCAGACCCACCUGCAGGAUGACAAGGAUCCCAUGCUCAUCGUGCAAGGCCACCUACCGGAGGGUCGGACCCUGCACCUGGAGCUGGACCCUGACCCCGAGGGGGACCUGGGUGUCCGAGGGCCUAUCUUUGGGGAGCCAUUAGCUCCACCCCAUGCAAUUGGGGCCACCCUUGGAGAGGGCCGGGGCAGUGAGGUGGAUGUCUCGGACCUCGGCUCCCGCAACUACAGUGCCCGCACGGACUUCUACUGUCUGGUGUCUGAGGAUGAUGUGUAGCCGGCACCCGCCAGAGCAGCGGGGCCCCCACGGACAGCUGGGUGCGGGGUCGGCGGCGUUUUUCUCCUCUCAGCAGAACCACCAGCCAUGAGACCUUCAGGGAAGUGGGGGGAUUGCCCUUGUGCCCUCUUGUGGCAGAAAAUAAAGCCCUUUUAGAUCCUG
Messenger RNA from Suricata suricatta (meerkat), 1761 nucleotides. It is a transcript of the gene SIGIRR, whose product is annotated as single Ig and TIR domain containing. The coding region runs from base 367 to 1599 and encodes 410 amino acids. Lineage: Eukaryota; Metazoa; Chordata; Mammalia; Carnivora; Herpestidae. The record is from RefSeq and is a predicted model, not a curated record. The transcript has 10 exons. Gene Ontology annotation, biological process: signal transduction.